ACAAUCUUGGAUUUCUCUGCUUUUUAUUAUUCUGCACAGCUUUUCUUACAAAUACAGAACUGCAAUUUCUCUAAAGUGCUUACCUGACCUUUCUCUCUACACAAGACUGUUUGCCCUACAGCACAGUUCCAAAGCAAAUCACAUUGUGUUUGUGCAGUUUAACUAGUGAGUCACCUUUUUGGAAGCAGUGAUAUCCCAGCCACAGGGGACAUAUCAAAGAAAGGAGAGUCCUUUUAGGGCAAUGUCUGCUAAACAGGCUGAGUCCUUGAGUAUCUGCUCUAAUUACCAGGUGGUCAUGCCACGCUACACUGGUGUAAGUGAAGAAUAUCCACAACCUCUCCAAGCCAGGCCACUGAGAGGCAAAGGUAAACUGAAGAGGCCAAGGCAAAGCAGGUUUAAGACUCAACCAGUCACCUUUGAUGAAAUCCAGGAGGUGGAGGAGGAGGGGGUGUCUCCAACUGAUGAAGAAAAGGCCAGGAAAUCUUUCCUACAGUCCCUGGAGUCCCUAAGGAGAAGCUCAAGCAACAUGCACUUCCAGAGAGAGAAGCUUGUUAGCUGCAAACUAAGGCUCAGUCUGGACUCCAGUAACUCAGACUCUGCACAGUGA
Molecule: messenger RNA, 607 nt
Organism: Bombina bombina (fire-bellied toad)
Lineage: Eukaryota; Metazoa; Chordata; Amphibia; Anura; Bombinatoridae
Exons: 1
Coding region: 242-607 (121 amino acids)
Source: RefSeq, a predicted model, not a curated record